Messenger RNA from Hevea brasiliensis (rubber tree), 1253 nucleotides. RefSeq names its product non-classical arabinogalactan protein 31. The coding region runs from base 140 to 1027 and encodes 295 amino acids. The transcript is spliced from 2 exons. The record is from RefSeq and is a predicted model, not a curated record. Lineage: Eukaryota; Viridiplantae; Streptophyta; Magnoliopsida; Malpighiales; Euphorbiaceae.
AACAAAGCAAACAUUGAACAAAAACCGCUGAGAGUCACUGUUUAAAGUCCUAUAAAAUCCUUUGUUUAGAGAACCAUCUCACCAUCUCUCUCCCUCUCUAUCUCUCUCCCUCUCUAGGUUCUGAUAGAAACCAGAAAAAAUGGGUUUUGCUGUAGCUAAAGCUUUUGUGCUACUGCAGCUUUCACUACUAUGUUUCACUGUCUUUGGUGAAAUCCCAUCAUACCUUCAUUUGAUCUCCCCAGCAGUGUCACCAAGUCACCCACCUACUCACCCUCACCACCACCAUCAUGCCCACCCACCAAGUCUUGCACCGACUCACCACGACGGUCACCCACCCACUCAUGCCCCAGUUUACUCUCCUUUGCACACUCCAGUCCAUGCACCAGUCCACCCACCCAAUCAUGCCCCAGUUUACUCUCCUCUGCACUCUCCAGCCCAUGCACCAGUCCACCCACCAAUGCCACACUCACAUCCUCCUGUUCAACCUCCCGUGCACUCUCCAUCAAAAAGCCAACAACCACCUGUUAAGUCACCAGUUAAACCACCGACCCAGCCACCAAAACACCCACAACCACCUGUCGCUCAGCCCCCAAAACACCCACAGCCUCCGGCUCACUCACCAAGCUAUCAUUUCCCAAGGAGUUUCGUAGCAGUGCAAGGUGUUGUAUAUUGCAAGUCAUGCAAGUAUGCUGGGGUUGAUACCCUCUUGGGAGCUUCACCACUUUCUGGCGCUACAGUAAAACUACAGUGCAAUAAUACCAAGCAGGCGCAAGAAGCCAAGGCCACAACGGACAAGAACGGCUACUUCUUCCUUGAAGCACCCAAGAAAGUCACCAACUACGGGGCCCACAAGUGCAAAGUGUCACUGGUCUCUGCACCAAACACUGCAUGUAGCAAACCAACUGAUCUCCACGGUGGAGUGAGUGGCGGAAUCUUGAGGCCAGAGAAGAAAUACGUUUCAAAUCAGCUUCCAUUUGUUCUCUACACAGUUGGUCCUUUUGCCUUCGAGCCCAAGUGCCCACGUUAAUCCAUGUCUACCGUGUCACCAGUUUCUUAAUUAUUAGUGCUUCUUUGCCUUCUUUUUAUUUAUAUAUAUAAUAUAGUUUGAGCUUUCCUGCUCUGUGUGUGUGUCUGUAAUGAGAGUUUGUUCAAUUUCUUAAUUACCAUUAGUCGAUGUGAUCUUUGUUUAUGGGAAAUAAAUGAUAUUGGUAUCCAUAGAUUAUUAAUAAAUACAACUUUAUUAAUGAGUGUAA